Molecule: messenger RNA, 1808 nt
Organism: Drosophila subobscura
Lineage: Eukaryota; Metazoa; Arthropoda; Insecta; Diptera; Drosophilidae
Product: phospholipase A1 VesT1.02
Exons: 6
Coding region: 357-1562 (401 amino acids)
Biological process (GO): lipid metabolic process
Molecular function (GO): lipase activity
Source: RefSeq, a predicted model, not a curated record
CUAGGGGGGGAUCGAUCAGGCGGCGAGUCUACCUGCCCGUAUCGGGCCGUGCGUCGUGCUCAGUCCGUCUUCGUUGCUUGGCCAGAACAGAGCGUCGUCAGAGUCGUUAUCGCAGUCGUUGUUAUUUAUUGCUUUCGUUAUCGAUUGCGAUCUCAAGAGUGUUGUUUAGGCGCGUUCGCAACGCAUUAAAAAAUAUAAAAAAACUGCCAAAAACUCAAAUGCGGAAAUCACACUUCAAGUCUAUGCUAACGCCGCCCCAAAAGUGAAUUAAAUUCGAAACCAAAAGUGAAGGAAAAGGGUUCAUUGAACGGCAGACAAAUACUUGCCGUAGUUAUUAGUUUUAACAUAUUUUGGCCAUGGUUCUGCCAGCCACCUCGACACUGUGCAAUGUGUUCACAUUUCUGCUUGCAGGUUCGCCCAUUUUCUAUAGCGCUGCCCCGCGGGGCUCCUGCGCCAACUGCUGUGGGAUCAGAGAGCGCGAGGACAUCAAAUUUAUGCUGUACACGAGGCGGAAUCGCAACACGGCACAGCUGCUCCACCUGAACGACGAUGGCCGGCUGGCGCAGAGCAAUUUCAAUUUCAAUUACCCGCUGGUUGUCUACCUGCACGGAUUCUCGGAGUCGGCCACCGGAGAGCGACAGAGCAGCCAGGAGUUGAAGGAUGCCUUCCUGCGGCGUGGCAACCAUAAUGUAAUUCUCAUCGACUGGAGCGCGAUGACAGCGGUGCCCUGGUACUCGAAUUCCGUCGAAAAUCUGCCUAUCACGGCCCGCUACAUUGCGCGCUUCCUGCGUUACCUCGUGGGGCGUGGCUAUGCAGCGAAACACAUCCACCUGAUUGGCUUUAGUCUGGGCGCCGAGGUGGCUGGAUUCGCGGGCAAGCAGCUGCAGGAGUGGGGCAUCAAGCUGACCAGGAUAACGGCCCUCGAUCCGGCGCUGCCCCUGUUCGAGGGCAACAGCUCCAACCGCCGCCUCAGUCCGAGCGACGCGCGGUUCGUGGAUGUCAUACACACGGACGGCGGGAUCCUGGGCAAUCCCACGGCCAUGGGGCAUGCGGACUUCUAUCCAAACGGAGGAAGGCCACUGCAGCCUGGCUGUGCCCGUCAGGAGAUUGCCAAUAAUCGCUGGCUGGGCAUAAUAAUCGGCUGCAGUCACCAGCGUGCCUGGGAGUACUUUGUGGAGAGUGUGGCCCAGCCGCGGGGCUUUCCCGCCAAGCGAUGUGAGCCCUCGCCGACAUUUGGCGUCUGCCGGGAUGGAGGCAAAGGUGCGGCCUUCAUGGGCAUGGGCGCAGAUCCCAGGCUUCGGGGCAAAUUCUAUCUGGAAACGAACGGUGCCAGGCCUUUUGGGAGGAAUAGUCGGACCCAGGCAAUUGUCUCGCUGGCGCCGCAGCUGCCCAUCGCCUACAAAUUGCCCACAAUUGCGACCAGGCCAACAGUCCAGAGCCAGAGCAGGAGCCAGACACUUGUCAAUCAGUAUGGAGCACCAGAACAAGACUCAAGGCAGGAGGAGCAGGACGAGGAGGAGGAGGAUGAGAACAACAGCAUUGACAGCUCCUCUCUGACGUGACGAAAUGUGGAAAAGCGCCCGAACAGACGGCGAGGAUUCAAUGGGACGGACAGCUCCUAUUCGCUCGGUAGAGAUUUGCUGUAGCUGCGUGAUUGUGUUCCCAGUUUUUGCACUUGUACUCGUUUUUGUAGUUGGCCCGGCAGUUGCCCAGCAGGCAACGUUUUCUUGUGAUCGUUCUCUUAAGUAUUGCUAGCACGUAGUCAGGACAUUUGUUAACAGCUUAAAAUAUAUCCCUUUAAACAUAAA